This is a messenger RNA of Alosa sapidissima (American shad), 2009 nucleotides long. RefSeq names its product zinc finger HIT-type containing 6 (gene znhit6). NCBI's taxonomy places the organism in Eukaryota, Metazoa, Chordata, Actinopteri, Clupeiformes, Clupeidae. Gene Ontology annotation, biological process: box C/D snoRNP assembly; maturation of LSU-rRNA from tricistronic rRNA transcript (SSU-rRNA, 5.8S rRNA, LSU-rRNA); snoRNA localization. Gene Ontology annotation, cellular component: nucleus; pre-snoRNP complex. The record is from RefSeq and is a predicted model, not a curated record. The transcript is spliced from 10 exons. The coding region runs from base 122 to 1345 and encodes 407 amino acids.
UUGUCAACACGAAUCGAAUUACGGCAUCGGCAUCUCCACGUGUAGUCAGUGAAAGAAGUAACGUUAGCUGUUAUCAAAACACGUUUGUGUGUAGAGGUUUUGCACAAAUUUACUUGCUUUAAUGUAUGACAAUAUGGAAUCAUUGAUCCUUCCAACAAAGGAUGACUUCGAUAGUGAAUGCGACUCACCUGGUGAAAUGAAUGAAAGAGGAAAGAAGCGAAAGAUAUCCCUGACAAGGUGUGGUAUGUGUGACACAGAGGAGGCGAGAUAUAGGUGUCCUGGCUGCAUGACGCACUCCUGUAGUUUGGUAUGUGUAAAGAAGCAUAAAGUGGAGACAGGAUGCAGUGGUGUUCGAGAUAAAGCUGCUUUUGUACCCCUCUCUGAGUUUGAUGAGAUCAACCUCCUCAAUGACUACAGGUUUCUGGAGGAGACUGGGAGAUUGGCAGAUAGCACCACAAGGGAUGUCUUUACUCAGCUACCUCAACAAACCCAGAGGGUCCAGAAGCUGGCUAAGCAGGCCAACGCAGCUAAAAUCAAACUGAAGGUCCUCCCCAGAACAUUCACCAAAAGGAAAGAGAACUCCACCUUUUACCACAGAAGAGAGGGACGUUUCUACUGGCAUCUGAAGCUCCUUUUCCCCCAGAGCAGUGCUGAAUACGCAGAAAAGAGAGUUCCAGAUAAUCAAACCUUGGAGGAGAUUCUCAAGUCUUACAUCCACCCCACAGAGUCUGACCCAAUUAGACGGCAAAAGUUAAAGAUUUAUGCUCAUUCCCCAGUGGACCAUGUUAGGGUCUUUAUGAAGGCAGAGGAGAACAGGCCUAAUUCGCUAAGGUACCAUGAGCUAGACCUGAAGAAAAGCUUAAAAGACAACCUGAUGCACAAAACCAUCAUUGAGUAUCCUGCCCUGCAUGUGACUUUGAAGGACCACUGCCAAGACUACCUCACUCAGAGACAAGGAGAAAUGUGGACACCUCGCUUCACCACCACCACCACCACCCCUUCAGAGAGUGUUGUCCUUGCUGGUCCUGAAGCUGAUGCAGCGACAGAGCUACCUAAGGUGGACCCCCAUAGCCUUUGUGUAACCCUCUCAGCCAGACCCCUGGCGAAGAAGGUGAAGAGGGCCCCGCUCAGCGAGGAUGAGCUGGAGGACGGCGAGAUCCUGAGUGGUGGUGAGGAAGAGAAAGAUGAUGAAGGCAAACCUGCCGAUGGACCCGGUAGUGAGAUUCUGGGUGCAAAUCACAAUAAGCAAGGUGAAAGUGAGGUUGAUGGUAGUUGUCAAGAGGAUAAGACUGAUGGUCAUCACGAUGAAGGGUUGACCGGUGAUGUGAGCAGUGAUGAGAACUGAGUCGAAGGCAGUCACAGUAAAAAAAGACUGCUACAGAGGACAGAUGGCAAGGCGAUGAGAGAAGAGUUGAUCUCUACCAUGGAGACACAGAGCUGAUUGAUAUUGUGAUGAAACCUAUGUUUGGACUUCAUCACAGAGAACAAAAAUGUGCAUCUUGAUCAUGAAGUUUAUUGUUACAGAUAAGUUGGUCUUAUAGGUCUAUAUGAAUGUUUAUGUGGAAAAGGAUCAUAGAUGCAAGUGGUGUAGGAAUUGAGUACUUUUUCCACUUAAAACACUGACUGACUGACUGACUGACUCACUCUUCUGACAUUAACUCAAUCCAGAGAAAACCUCUUCGACUGCGCAUCAGGAAUGUACUGUAUGAAAAGUGAUCAGUGCUUAAUGUGUUAUUUCAAGCCACAUAUUAUGCUUUUAGAUUAAUUAACAUAUUUGUACUUGCACAAAGUAAUAUAAUUGACACCACACCUUUGACAAGUCAUAUCUUUUUAGUGUUUUUUAUACAUGGUGGUCCAUUCCAUGUGUUUUUAUUUUGUUCUAUUGUUUGAGUCAUUCCUUCGUUGCUGAUGCGAUGGAUAAUGAUUUGCAGACUGUGCCAUUUUCAAUCAGUGAAAUAGACUGAUGAGCCUGGAUCUAAAAGUUCACAAUAAAAGCUUCAUGUUAUUGU